UUUUGAGCAAAAUUGGGAGCACAAAGUAAAACGUAAAAGUGUCAUUUCGGAACAGUUGACAGCGGCAAAAAUUGGCCGAUAUGGCCGUUUACAAUUUUUUCCAGGUUCGAAGGUGUUUGUCAGUCAAUUGUUUCAGAAGUCUCUGGACAUCUAGGGCUUUACUCUCUGAACAGUCAAAAAAUGCCUCCACCGAUGAAACGAGUUCAAACAGCGAAAGCGAGGAAGAUUAUGAAAAGAAUAUAAAAUCAAAAAUCCUGAGUGCUUCUCUAAAAUUUGUCCACGAUUAUGGAUGGAGCCAACAAGCAAUCAGUGCAGGCGCGGAAUCGAUCGGAUAUCCAGGAGUGGUUCAUGGAAUGUUUCGAAACGGAGGUGCGGACUUGGUCCAGCAUUUUUACUCAUCAUGCAAUCAAGAAUUAAGUAAAAAGCUGAAAAAUAAGGCUUUGGCGAUCGACGCAGAUCCCGAGAGAGCAAAAAAAACACCGGAAGUUCAGGUCCGAGAGGCGGUUGAAGAUAGACUGAGGAUGUUGGUGCCUUAUAAAAAAUCCUGGCCUCAGGCGAUGGCUCUGAUGGCUUUACCUCCAAAUGUUCCAACAUCCUUGGCUAAUUUGCUCACUCUGGUUGACGAUAUUUGUUACUAUUCUGGUGACAGAUCCGUUGAUUUCAACUGGUACACGCGGAGAGUAGUCUUGGCAGGAAUUUACAAAACCACGGAACUCUACCUGCUGCAGGACAGCAGUGAGGAUCAGAAGCAAACCUGGAAAUUUUUGGAAAGACGAAUUGAGGACGCUGUUCAACUUCGCCGGGUUCUUUCUAUUCCGGGCGAUAUGCCACCGCCAGAUCAAGCCUUCAGCAAAGCGUCUGAAGCUGCAAGUGCGGCAUUCACAACGGCGCGGAAUAUACUUGGCUUGAACUGGAAUAGGUGAAAUGGAAUUUCUAAUAACUCUAGGAUGAUUACUAGUAAUAUGAUUAAAGAUAAGUAGAAUUACCUGUAAAAAGUGGAACUAUUUUUUGUAAUAGUUCUCUUUGUAAAAAGUAGCUGUACACAUUUUUCCAAACUCUGCACAGUUUUUGCAAAUCAAUAAUCAGUCUUAAUAUAUUUAUUUAAUUCCAUAAUCGACAUGCAAACAGAAUUGUACUUUAGUAAGUUUUUUUUUAUCUAACGAUGUACAGUAUUAAAUGCAACAGCAAUUUACAACAAUAAAAUCGGUAAUUAUGGAAUCUGAUCGUCGAUAAUAAACACUUAAAUGAUUAAAAAACAAUUUAUCAUCUGUCUACUUUGGAAAUUCAUGUUUCGCAUUAAAUGCUUCUAAAUAUA
This is a messenger RNA of Belonocnema kinseyi, 1315 nucleotides long. It is a transcript of the gene Coq9, whose product is annotated as ubiquinone biosynthesis protein COQ9, mitochondrial. Lineage: Eukaryota; Metazoa; Arthropoda; Insecta; Hymenoptera; Cynipidae. The record is from RefSeq and is a predicted model, not a curated record. The transcript has 5 exons. Gene Ontology annotation, biological process: ubiquinone biosynthetic process. Gene Ontology annotation, cellular component: mitochondrial inner membrane. Gene Ontology annotation, molecular function: lipid binding. Bases 81 to 923 code for a protein of 280 amino acids.